GAAGGAGCGCGUGCGAAUCACUAGAUAUGGUGAUCAAUCAACCUCCACCGGUCGAUCUCCGGGACAGCCGACACGAUGGUCCGGCCAUCGGUAUCGACUUGGGGACCUGUAACUGUUGUGUGGCUAUUCGUCGCCGCGGACACGUGGAAGUCAUUGCAAACCGCGAUGAUGGGGAGAGAAUCAUCCCAUCUUACGUGGCGUUCAAUGCGAGGGGGCGGGAGAUCGGUAAAGCGGCUAGACAGGCGGCAGCGGAGCAUCCCAACUGUGUCGUGUACGAGUCGAAGAGAAUCCUCGGCAGACGAUUCGACGAUGCAGAGGUGCAAAGGGACCUAGAGAGGUGGCCAUUCAAGGUGGAGAGAGGAUCUAACGGUGAGCCUGUGAUCGUGGUACCGAGCAGGGAAUCGACCGUCGAGAAGCUUCUGCCCGAAGCGAUCUCGGCAGAACUGCUUAGGAAGUUGAAAGCCAUGGCUGAGGAGGCCGCAGGUUGUGAGAUCAACAACGCCGUCAUCACCGUCCCAGCUCACUUCAACGACGCUCAGCGAAGAGCGACAAGGGAUGCUGGAGAAAUCGCAGGACUGAACGUUCUUCACUUGAUGAACGAGCCGACUGCCGCCGCUAUUGCUUACAUAGAGAUGAAGAAGCUAAAGGUCCACGGCAACAAUGACGUUGAUCUUCUAUGCAGUGGAGGGGAGAAGGAGAAGGUGGUCGGCGAUGGCGGCGGCCAGGAGGACGACGACGACGAAGAAGAAGAAGAGAAGAAGACCAUCGUGGUCUUUGAUCUUGGGGGAGGCACGUUGGACGUCUCCAUCAUGACGAUUAGUCAAUCGCAGUGCAUCGUGUUGGCAUUAGCAGGAGACACGCACUUGGGAGGCAUCAAUUUCGACCAGCGUCUGCUCGAUUACGCACUGCAGGUUCUGCGAGAAAAGCACGGCCUCGAUAUCUCCAACGACAAAAGACGGUUGUUCAAGCUUCGACAACAAUGCAUAAUGGCCAAGCACAAGCUGUCGACAGACACGAGGGCUGAAGUUCAAGAGGACUCGUCGAAGAUCAAGCUGCAGAUCAUGCGUUCGAACUUCGRCGAAAUCAAUCGKGAUCUAUUCGAUAGAUGUGUCCGUUCGGUGGACUCAGCAAUGAAGGAUGCGAAUUUGUCAGYGGGCGAGAUCGAUGACGUUCUUCUAGUGGGAGGCUCGUCCAACAUUCCUAAGAUUYAGAAACUGCUGAAGCUUUUCUUCGAAGGUCGAGAGCCGUUGAUCGCUGUCAAUCUGGAUGAGGCGGUGGCGUACGGAGCUGCCGUGAAGGCAGACAUGCUGGGGGGUGAUCGAUGUGCCGAUCUCGAUAAGAUCACAGUUCGAGACGUAACACCGCUCAGCCUCGGGGUCCGAACCCGGUUCGGCAAGAUGAACGUCGUUAUACCAAGGAACACACCCAUACCGGCGGAAGCCUCGCGUACCUACGCGAUGGCUGCUGAUAAUCAGACGAUCGGGUACUUCGCCGUCUUCGAAGGAGAGCGCCCUCUUGUCAAAGAUAACCGUUUUCUUGGAGGUGUGAAGUUUCCCGGAUUCAAGCGGGACGAAGCAGGGAGAGGGAGAGCUGAUGCCGUGCUUCGGAUCGACGAGGACGGGAUAGUGCACCUCACAGUCCGUGCCAAACGGUGUCACACCACGCCGGGCAAAACGAUCAGCACGACGAUCACUGACAAAGGCAGGCUGUCGAAGAUGGAGAUCCAGGCGAUGUCGGAAGAAGCGGAGCGAUUCAAGUCAUCAGAUGAAGAUGUCAGUAAACGGUGCGAUGCCAGAUCUUCCUUAGAAGCUCUUGCCAGGCGAGUUAAAAAGAAGCUGAGCAAGCUGAGCAGCGGGGAGGCGAAGGAGCAGCGGGGAGGCGAAGGACUCUCUCCAGGAGACUGUCACCCAAGUUUUGAGCUGGCUGGACAGCUCAGCGAUGGGCGUGGUCCCGAAAAUGGAAGAGUUGAUGGCACUUCGCACUAAGUUAUAGACCGCCUGCGAUGUCGCAGGGUUAGCUGUAGAGUUAACAGAUGGGUGAGUUGAUUGCAAAUCGCACUAAGUUGGUUGUUAACCGCUUGCGAUGUCGC
Molecule: messenger RNA, 2089 nt
Organism: Chara braunii
Lineage: Eukaryota; Viridiplantae; Streptophyta; Charophyceae; Charales; Characeae
Source: the annotation of a GenBank genome assembly